Molecule: messenger RNA, 1470 nt
Organism: Cicer arietinum (chickpea)
Lineage: Eukaryota; Viridiplantae; Streptophyta; Magnoliopsida; Fabales; Fabaceae
Product: protein RKD2
Molecular function (GO): DNA-binding transcription factor activity
Source: RefSeq, a predicted model, not a curated record
UGCAAUUGAAUUACUCCACAAUUCAAUGCCAAAUUAAACUCACCACGUUCAUCCGAAAAUUCGUAACAUUCACCACCACUACCAUAAUUUCCAAUCACACACACAUACAUAAAUAAAUACACACAUUCACCCAUUUAUGCUUCAUACACUCUUGUAACCGUACUAUACUCUCUCUCUCUCUCUCUCUCACUGCUAUGGACUUUUUCACGGAACAUCAAAUUACUCAAGGUUCCAACUUUUUUUACAAUGCUCAACCUCAACAAAUCGACACACCAGAAGACAAAAUCAUGGAUAUUUCACCGCUUGAUGGUUUCGUUGAUUUUAAUUGGGAAACUGAGUUCCAAAGGAAUGAACUUUACAUCAGUGAUGAGUUCAAAGAUCUUGAAAAUUUCAACUUUGACUUCAACCUUCCACACCUCGAACAAGAUUUUGAGGUCGACCAAAAACCCCUCAAUGCAGUCUUACCCCAAUUGGAACAUUGCAAUGAUGAAGGUGUGAGUGGUUUUAUUGAAAAUGGGUUUGUGAGUUGUGUCAAGAAAGAGGAGGAAGAGGAGGAAAAAGAGAAGCCAUUGUCAUUGGCAUUGCUUAGUGGUUGUUCUAGCAAGAAAAAAAGGUCUUCUUUAUUGGAAUUUGAUGAUAUAAAGAAGCAUUUUAAUGUUCCUAUAACAUUGGCUGCUAAGAGAUUGAAUGUGGGGUUAACCCUUUUGAAGAGAAGGUGUAGGGAGCUCAAAAUCACAAGGUGGCCUCAUAGAAAACUAAAGAGCUUGGUGUUACUCAUCGACAACCUCAAGAAAAUGGGUUUGGCUGACGAGGUUGUGAAGUUGGAGAAACACAAAAAGAUGUUGGAGAAACUUCCGGGAAUUGAAUUGAAUGAAGAAAUAAAAAGGCUGAGGCAGGCUUGUUUUAAAGCUAAUUACAAGAGGAGAAGAUUAAUUGGCUCUAGACCUUGAAUUUCACCGUCUUUGCUUUGAAAUAUUGGAUGUUAUAAGAGUAAAUGUAAAGAAAUACCAAACACAAGAAUCACAUGGAAACACACUCCUUUAACAAUUGAUGUUUUGAUAUUCUACUAUAGAUUAGGAAACUAAUUUGACUGAAGCACAUGUAUUGUUGACUAGAGUUUAUGAGCUGGAAUUCAAUUUGCCUAAGAUGGCUUAUAUUCACCAAAAAAGUCCAAAUAUUACCUACUAGGAUCUUUUUUCUAUACAAGUCAGUUUUCAACAUGUUAUCUCUUAGCGCAAAAAUAUACUUUUGGGAACCUACUAGGAUAUUACGCUCUUAAUUUUCUUAGAGUUAAAUGUUAUAUAUGGUUUAUUCUUAUGCAACACGUUUGCAUCUUAAAGAACAAAUCGGUAGGCUAGUACUAAACGUAGUUUUAUUUGAUUUCACUAUCUUCCGUGAAAAUGCUUUGGUAACUCUAUUUUUUAACCAACCAACCUAGUCAUGAUAGGAUUCAGUUAUUGGAGUUUCCUU